AUGAAUAUUGUAAUAUUAUUGUUAGUACUAACAUUUAGCAUAAAACAUAGCAAUACAUAUAAAUUAAAAAAUACGUAUAUACCCACAAAUUAUAUGUAUCAUAAUAAUAAUAAAAAUAUAUUAAGAAGCCAAAAGAGUAAAUUAUUUUUGAAUUUCCUAAGUAAUAACCAGCUAGGUAAUUCUAAUAAACAAAUAUGUUUUUUUAAGAACAAAAUAAAAAGUAAUAUAUCUAAUAUCAAUAAUUAUGAUUAUUUAAGGAAACGUAAUUUCAAUACUUCUAAUAAAAAUAAAUUAUUUUAUAAUAUAACAUUAAGAACAAAUGAUGGAGAAAAACAAAUCGAAUGUAAUGAAGAUGAAUAUAUAUUAGAUGCUAGUGAAAGACAAAAUGUUGAAUUACCAUAUAGUUGUAGGGGAGGUAGUUGUUCUACAUGUGCAGCAAAACUAGUAGAAGGAGAAGUAGAUAAUGAUGAUCAAAGUUAUUUAGAUGAAGAACAAAUAAAAAAAAAAUAUAUUCUUUUAUGUACAUGCUAUCCUAAAUCGGAUUGUGUAAUUGAAACACACAAGGAAGACGAACUACACGAUAUGUAA
Molecule: messenger RNA, 588 nt
Organism: Plasmodium adleri (nom. inval.)
Lineage: Eukaryota; Apicomplexa; Aconoidasida; Haemosporida; Plasmodiidae
Product: ferredoxin, putative
Exons: 1
Coding region: 1-588 (195 amino acids)
Biological process (GO): electron transport chain
Molecular function (GO): 2 iron, 2 sulfur cluster binding; electron transfer activity
Source: RefSeq, a predicted model, not a curated record